Messenger RNA from Pseudovirgaria hyperparasitica, 1985 nucleotides. RefSeq names its product spermine/spermidine synthase family protein. Gene Ontology annotation, biological process: polyamine biosynthetic process. The record is from RefSeq and is a predicted model, not a curated record. NCBI's taxonomy places the organism in Eukaryota, Fungi, Ascomycota, Dothideomycetes, Acrospermales, Acrospermaceae. The transcript has 3 exons. The coding region runs from base 213 to 1931 and encodes 572 amino acids.
ACUGAACAUGCUCAUAUAUCCCGACUCGACACUUGCAUGUUUCUCGAGUAUCUGACAAUAUAGCGGGACAUACCAUUGAUUGAGAUUCAGCGAUCUGACAGUCCGACUUAUCGCCUAUUGUAUAGUGACGAUAUCUCCUGGUUAUCACCUAUUCCUUCAACGAGUGAGAAGGAGGCAACUUCUAGCAUAGAACUGGAGAGAGAAUUGUACCCAUGGCGCCUCAGAAAAAAGGGACCCAAAGGAAAGCUCAGGCCGUACGUAAAGAAGCUCUAAAGACGGAACCUUCAGUCCUCUCGAAUGUCGGAAAAGCAGUACUGCUACUCGCAGUAGCGGGCGCUGCAACUACAGUAUCUCAACUAAGCCUGUCCCCAGUCUACGGGUCCAUCCCCUCUGCUCUAUUUCAUCAGCGGGCCGUAACGGGUACUGCGCUAUCAGCUGUCAUGGCGAGACAUAGCCGUACGCUGAAGCGAUAUGUCCCUAGAAAUCUUUCUGAGUUUAUUCCGCUGCUUGCAUACUGGAUCCCACCUAUUCAAUUCAUUAUGUUCAAGCUCAGCGGUCACCUUGGCCCGAUCUAUGGCCCACUCAUAACUGAGAUGGUUACCUAUCUUCCGCUACUGUUUAUGGUAGUGUAUGCUGCGGGCGAUCUUAUUGACACGAUCGAUCUUCGCCAGCUUCAAUGGAACUCGACUGUCAUAGAUAUGAUCGGGCCUGUACUCUCGUAUAUCAUUGUUACCAUAUCAAGCAAAGUCACUGCCUUGCAACUGCCCGGAGCUAUGAGCACCAAUCAAUUUUUGACAAGAUCAGGACUUCAGCUACUCCUAGCUUCAAUCUUUGCAGCUGCGUCUACCUCAUUCUGGGUAGUGUUGGCGGUCCCGGCCAUGAUACAUACAAUGAUCGCAAACCCACAUUACCACGGUGUGAAAGCUACUGCUGCUCUGAACUCGACAUUGGCGGUGUAUAAUUAUACGAUUCUAGAGCGCAGGGAGUCUUUGACUGGAUAUGUAUCCGUUUUGGAGGAUCACAACAAUUACUUUCGUAUCCUACGUUGCGAUCAUAGCUUGCUAGGAGGUAAUUGGCUACUCACGCCAGAAAGAAUUGCACAAGGCUUCAUCAUGCCUGAGACCAUCUACUCAGUCUUUACUAUGCUUGAAGCCGUGCGACUUGUCGAAACGCCGAAACCGAAACCUGAUAGCGAGAAGAGUGCUUUGGUAAUUGGCUUGGGGAUAGGCACGGCUCCAAGUGCAAUGAUUGCGCACGGCAUCAACACAACCAUCGUCGAGCUUGACCCUGCCGUACUCGAGUUUGCGUCAAAGUACUUCGAUCUGCCAGACAAUCACACCGCAGCCGUCAUGGACGCGGUGGCCUUUAUCAAUGAAGUCGCAGUGGCAGCCCCGUCAAGCUACGACUUUGUCAUCCAUGAUGUGUUUACAGGUGGAGCAGAGCCCGCAGCCCUCUUCACUACAGAAUUCCUCCAAGGUAUCCGAACUGUUUUGCGCAAGGAUGGUGUCGUUGCCAUAAAUUACGCCGGGGACAUGUCCCUCCCGUCCACACAGAUAAUCCUCAACACCAUACACCAUGUAUUUCCCACCUGCCGUAUCUUCCGCGACUCACCCGAACAAACGAAGUCCGCAUCAAGCGACACUGAUUUCAUCAAUAUGGUAGUGUUUUGCACUAAUGCGCCAGAUGGGAGCAAUUUAGUCUUCCGCGAACCUAAUUCGAAUGACUGGAAAGGGAGUGUCGCACGUCGAAACUACUUGUAUCCUCGUCCAGACCUGGAGAUAAAGUACGAGUUCAAGGGGGCGGAGGCAACAGCGAAGCUGUUACGGAAAGGUGAGACGGCGGAGUUGGAACGACAUCAGAAUGAGGCCGCCAUCAGUCAUUGGAGAAUCAUGAGGACAGUCUUGCCAGCUGGGGUUUGGGAGAACUGGUAAUCUAGAACCUUGAAUGGGUUGAUAUGGGAUAUGUUUUGAGUAUGCUGGCGCCGG